AGAAACAGAUUGCUAAGCUUGCUAAUUCUACAAUUCUCUCUCUCUAGCUCUCUCAGUACAGAGGCUGGCGUACUGUUUUCUGCUUGACUUUUCAUCUGUUGUUUAUUAGACCAGGAGUGCUGUUUGAUAUCAGUGAAGAAGUUGGGUUAAGUGGUUGCCAUGCCAACCAGGCAACCACCUCGCCGCCUCAACUCCCUUCCACAACUCAACACUCCUAAACAGGGUGAACUAGGAAUUUCAAUAAAAGGGAAUGAUAUUCUGAAGCGAGGAUGUAAGAGUGGGAGUCACUAUAACAAACCUCCUCCACCACCUCCCUCCACCUCCCCCCGCAUCCAGCUGAUAGACGAGGCCCUCUUGAGGGAGCAGCAGAGCAGGGAGUCCAGGAAGGAGUCCCGGGGACCUUCAGAGCAAUCCUGGCGACCUGCAAGUGUUGUCCGGAGAUUAGGUGAUGUCGCGGUCCCUUCAGUGGCUGAGAGUACAGCUGAUCUUCUGGAACUUACCCGGACAAGGAAUGCUCAUAGGCAGGAAUCAGCGGAAGUCAGCAACAUCAAGAACCUAUUUGCAGGCAUAGUAUCAGGAGAACUGUCAGGGCCUCCACCGGUUACAAGAAGUGUGGCUUGCAGUCCUCUGUCGAAUUGGAGCCUGAUGUCAGAGGACCUCCUAGAGCACGUGUCCCAGAGAGUGGCCACAGAACAGCAGCUCCCCAGCAGGAGCUCUCUCAAGACAUCCCGUCCCUCCACCAGCCACUCUCACACCCCGGCAUCACGUGAUCACACCCCAUCACGUGAUCACAUAAUGAGUCCCCACGCCCUGUCUGUUACCCGCCCUCCCUCCCGGGCGCAGACUGCUUCUAGCAUCGCGCGGUCUGUUCGUCCCAGAAGUGCGGUGUCGCGUCCCCCGAGUGGUUCCUCAUCCAGGAAGCGACCCCACUCCGGCCCGGUAACCCCGGUAACUCCUGGAAACAGGGCUUCUCAACCGAGUAGAGCUUCUUUAGCUAGCAGGGGCAGUCGCCCGGGGAGUGCAAGAAGUGCCAAGACAAAGGAAGCGUUGUCUUACAGAGAAUCCUUAUCGGAAACCGGGAUAUCCCUUCCUACUCACGCUGUCGAAAAGCUGGUCUCGUCGUACGACAAAGUAUCCAGAGGAUCAUGUUCGAGAAUGUCUGAUGUCAGCUUAUUCUCAAACGAUACCCAGGAUAGCUCACCACUUUACAAUGUCAUAAGACAGAAGGUUAACGCAGGGUAUCUAGACAUGGUGAAAGCGUUUGAAGUUUACGAUAAAGGAAACCGAGGACUUCUAUCCAGAGAAGACUUCAAGCGAGUUUUGAGACAUUUCACUGUCGAUCUCACCAAAUCUCAGAUUGAGACCCUACUUCAAAGAUCUGACUUAGUGGACGCGUGGAUAAUGGACCGAGUACCCUACAAGACCUUCCUCCGCAAGUACAUGGAGAGAGGCAGGAGCGGUUACGUGAAGAACUGCUCCGAUCGCCCACAGACUGGGGACACUGAGUUCGCGGACAUUGCUGAGGCACGACUCUUCGCUCAGCUCCACUCUGACUUUGUGGACGUUCUUGACAAUUUCAGGUCUUUAGAUAAAGACGAGACAGGCUGCGUACCGUACUCUGACUUCAAGAAUAUCAUGUCAGACUACGGGUUACAGAUUCCAGGUCCACAACAUGAGGAUGACGUUGUUAAUUAUGUGGAUUAUCUCAACUCUGUCGCCCUUCUACCUCCGGAAACUCCAGCUACUAAAGAGAAAACACGACCACAGACCGCUCCUCCAGCCAUGGCGUUGUCCCACGCUUACACGACAGCGGAGGAGGACCCUGACAUGCAGUUUCAACAGCUGAGUUUGAACCUACAACCGGUUCACAAGGAUCCGAGACAUAAGGCUCUUGUUAAGAUUGAGAACUGUAAACUUCUGAAGGGAGGAACGAGAAGGCCAGUAAAUCUGAAUAUUACCAGCAACACUAUUCAAGGGCAGAUUUUCAGGAAGUUUGGUUCUGACACGGCCCCUCUGAGACGAGUAAUGCAGCACUACGACACUCAGCGAGACGGCCAUAUCAACAUCGGCACUUUCCGGGACUUGCUCUCCCAAUUCAACAUCAAGGUGGAUGAGAACGAUUUCUACCACGUGAUCAACACAUACGACACUGGUUUUAAGGGAGUUAUACCUUACAGAAAGUUCCUCACAAAACCAGCCUACUAAGCAGCACUCACAGCUUCUGUUUGUCAGACAUUAUUCCCAUAUUGUGCAAUUGCUAGUAACAUGUGCUAGUAACCUGUAACACGUGCUAGUAAUAAUAUGACAAGUUUUACGUCCGCGCCCCGCGGUCGUUUGGGCUAGUUGAGCGAUCGCAGCAGUGUUGCUGAGCUGUAAUCAAUCUUUGUAAUAUAAUCUGAAUGAUAUGUUUAGAUUUGUGCGUAGUCUGAUUGACGAAAGAUUGACGAGAUGAUUUUCAUCAAUCAGUGCAAGGCUGUUAGUCGUAGGAGUCUGCAAGGCCGUUUGCGUAUGAUAUUAGUUCGAUUGGAUAGAUUUUGUUUACCUUUAUUAUAAUGUUUAGGAACCAAUGUUUAGGUUUGUUAUGCAGGUUUGUUAUGUGGAGGGAUAUACAUUUUCAAUUUAUUAAUUCGCAUUACCCUAAUUACCCUAAUUACCCUAAUUGACCCCAUAUUCUUCACGAAUUAAGUUUAAUGAGUAUUUUUUAAGACACUCACUCGUUUGAGUUCUGACAUCCUAACAUCUUAGAUGUGUUCAAAUAAUAUCAUAGAGGAAAACGUUUGUGUUUAAAAGGGAAUGCUACCGGUUCCGUCAAAAUGGGGCCGUCAAAAUGUUGUAGAAACUUUUCUAUUUUAACUGCAUAUUAUACCGAAUACAGAAUGGUAUCUAUGCAAUACAAAAAUAAGAAUUUUAUUCAAACACAUUUGGACGGCCGUAUUACGACGGUACCGUUAACAUAACUGUAAUAUCUUUUUAUAAUUCCACUAGAGUUCUAGCUGAGAUUGGUCGGUAAAUCACAAAUGAUCAGAAUAUCAUAGAUCUGGAUACUUCUUGGGGGUGAAACAUAUUUGUUUCAACAUGCAGUGACAGUGAUUCUAGGUUUUAAUGGUCAGGACUGGAAAAUGAAGGCUGGUUGGGUGACCGCUGUCAGGUAGAAUAUACUGAUAUACUGAACCAGUACAUCCAGAUCUGUAUCUGCACUAUACCCAGCCCCAUCACGGUGGUGAUCACAAAUCAAUCAGUCAUACUUUAUCAGCGUUGGGUCGCACAUUAUAGGUAGCGUGAUGAUUAUAUCUUUAUAUGAAAAGUUGUUGAUGUUUUGAAAUAGCUAUUCUAAAACUUUAAUCUGAAAA
Molecule: messenger RNA, 3350 nt
Organism: Bolinopsis microptera
Lineage: Eukaryota; Metazoa; Ctenophora; Tentaculata; Lobata; Bolinopsidae
Exons: 16
Coding region: 160-2205 (681 amino acids)
Cellular component (GO): nucleoplasm
Molecular function (GO): calcium ion binding
Source: RefSeq, a predicted model, not a curated record